This is a messenger RNA of Ochotona princeps (American pika), 2661 nucleotides long. RefSeq names its product zinc finger protein 202 (gene ZNF202). The transcript is spliced from 8 exons. Gene Ontology annotation, molecular function: DNA-binding transcription factor activity; RNA polymerase II cis-regulatory region sequence-specific DNA binding. The record is from RefSeq and is a predicted model, not a curated record. NCBI's taxonomy places the organism in Eukaryota, Metazoa, Chordata, Mammalia, Lagomorpha, Ochotonidae. The coding region runs from base 437 to 2371 and encodes 644 amino acids. Gene Ontology annotation, biological process: regulation of transcription by RNA polymerase II.
UGAAGACUGUGCCUUGGAGCCAGCCCUUCUCAAAGCACCUUGGUCCCACGGAGCACUUCGGGCUCCCCCUAAGAGGCUAGGCUUAGAACUGUUGCUGUUUUCUCUGUCCACACUCUGCAGGUGACAGCUACACUCAGAAGCCACCAAGAAUGCUAGUGGAGCCCCUCCUCCCUCCCAGCUUCUCUUCCAAGCUUCCCCAUGGCCCCUGAUCCAGAAAGCUACUUCAGAAAGAUCUAGCCCUUUUGCACUCUAUCCUCUCUUGCAGUAGACAUUUCAAGGGCACGGUGAGGUUUACUACAAUGUGAGGGACUGCUGGUCAUUACAGACUAGACCGAUGAGGUCCCAUGGGAGAAACUUCUCGAGGUGCCCAGGCCAAGACUUGUGGGCAAUGCCUGCGUGAGUGCUAGAUGGUGUGAGACCACCCCAGAGCCAGGAAAUGGCCACAGCCUUGGAGCCAGAGGAUCAGGGGCUUUGGGAAGAAGAGGGAAUCUUCACCGUGAAACUGGAGGAUGAUUUCACCUGUCGGCCAGAGUCUGUCUUGCAGAGGGACGACCCUGUGCUGGAGACCUCUCACCAGAACUUCCGACGCUUCCGCUACCAGGAAGCAGCAAGCCCUCGAGAAGCGCUCAUCCGACUCCGAGAACUUUGUCACCAGUGGCUGAGGCCAGAGAGGCGGACAAAGGAGCAGAUCCUGGAGCUGCUCGUGCUAGAGCAGUUCCUCACCGUCCUGCCUGGAGAACUUCAGAGCUGGGUGCGGGGCCAGCGGCCUGAGAGUGGCGAGGAGGCGGUGACGCUGGUGGAGGGUUUGCAGAAACAGCCCAGGAGACCAAGGCGGUGGGUGACCGUCCAUGUUCACGGCCAGGAAGUCCUCUCAGAGGAGACUGUACAUCUAGGGCCAGUGCCCGGGUCCCCCAGUGAGCUGCAGGAUCCUAUACAGACCUCAACGUCUGAGCAAUCCCAGGAGGAAACCACACACAGCCUGGAGCAAGAGGCAGCAGAGGAGCAGAGCGCAGGCAGCGAAGAGGAGUUGCGGCCUCCUGAGAUUGAAGUCCCAGUACCCCAGGACCCAGAGCUGCCUGCUGAGGGGACCUCUGGAGAGCCUGAGAUGGUUGCCCUCCUCACUGCUCUGUCGCAGGGCCUGGUGACUUUCAAGGAUGUGGCUGUUUGCUUCUCCCAAGACCAGUGGAGCGAUCUGGAUCCAACACAGAAAGAGUUCUAUGGAGAAUACGUCUUGGAAGAAGACUGUGGAAUAGUAGUCUCUUUGUCGUUUCCAAUCCCCAGACUAGAGGAGAUCCCCCAGGAGACCGAGGAAGAGCCACAGGUCCCAGAUGUCGCAGAGCCUCCUCACGAGCUAGAAGAGCCAGAAAUCUUGAGUUUCAUUUACACAGGAGAUAGGAGUGAAGAUGAAGAAGAGCAAGAAGACCUGAGUUUGGAAGAUAUGCACACAUCUACUUUGGAAGAUCCAGAAAUUCACCAGACUCCAGAUUGGGAGGUGGUCUUUGAAGAUCAUCCGGGAAGACUUAAUGAAAGAUUUAGCACAAAUGUUUCUCAAGUUAAUAAUUUCAUAACUAUUCCAGAAACUGUGCCCAUCCACCCCCUGCUAGGGAGACAUCAUGACUGUCCUGUUUGUGGAAAGAGCUUCACCUGUAAUUCCCACCUGGUGAGACACCUGAGGACUCAUACAGGAGAGAAACCAUACACCUGCAUGGAGUGUGGGAAAAGUUACACACGGAGCUCACACCUUGCCAGGCACCAGAAGGUUCACAAAAUGAGCACUCCUUAUAAAUAUCCCCAAAACCGGAAAAAUCCAGAUGGAGCACCGCCCGUGAUUCAGGCUGAGAGAGCUCCACCUGUUGAGAAACCAUACAGAUGCAAUGAUUGUGGAAAACAUUUCCGCUGGACUUCAGACCUGGUCAGGCAUCAAAGGACGCAUACAGGAGAAAAACCCUUCUUCUGUAAUAUUUGUGGCAAAAGCUUCAGCCAGAAAUCUGUGCUAACAACACACCAAAGAAUCCACCUUGGGGGCAAGCCCUAUUUGUGUGGAGAGUGUGGAGAGGACUUCAGCGACCACAGGCGCUAUCUGGCACACCGGAAGACACAUGCCGCCGAGGAGCUAUACCUGUGCAGCGAGUGUGGGCGCUGCUUCAACCACAGUGCAGCAUUUGCCAAACACCUGCGAGGCCAUGCCGCAGUGAGGCCCUGCCGGUGCAAUGAGUGUGGGAAAAGCUUCAGCCGGAGGGACCAUCUUGUCCGGCAUCAGCGAACACACACCGGGGAGAAGCCGUUCACAUGCCCUACCUGUGGGAAAAGCUUCAGCCGAGGAUAUCACUUAAUCAGGCAUCAGAGGACCCACUCAGAAAAGACCUCCUAGCAUAGUCUCAGUGAGGAGAUCUGCGUUCAGCAAUUACCCAAGGACGGGAUGAGAGAAGCCCUCUGGUCAGCCAAGAAGGCCUUUGCGUGGGAGUCACCCCUGGUGGCCCAGUCUUUAUGUUGCCUCUUCCCAGCACUCCAUGUGAGUCGUGGUCAGAAGCUCUCAUCCUGCUCCUUUGCCUUGAGGAGUUGAGGUUUCUUCUUGACUGAAGUAUACCUACUGCUACCUGAUGGGUUGAAGUAGGAGAACUAGAAUACUUCAGAGGUUGCAGUUAACUCUUUUCCAAAAAC